Molecule: messenger RNA, 3465 nt
Organism: Heterobasidion irregulare TC 32-1
Lineage: Eukaryota; Fungi; Basidiomycota; Agaricomycetes; Russulales; Bondarzewiaceae
Exons: 5
Coding region: 1-3000 (999 amino acids)
Biological process (GO): nuclear-transcribed mRNA catabolic process, nonsense-mediated decay
Cellular component (GO): telomerase holoenzyme complex
Molecular function (GO): protein binding; telomerase RNA binding; telomeric repeat DNA binding
Source: RefSeq, a predicted model, not a curated record
AUGUCCGAGGAGGCAUCAUCCAUUGGAAGGGAGGCGAAGAGGCUCCAUCAAGACCUCAAAGCUGUCCUCGCAAAAUCUCGAGAACCUUGGGACAGGGAGAUUGAAUUCCAGCGAAAGAACCUUCAGAAACAAUACCUAACACUCCUCCUCACGUACCCUCACGCCAAGGAAUCUAAAGAUGCUGAAACCCAUCUCUGGAUGUCUACUUCCUAUGCUCUUAUCACCCUUUACAAAAAGCACCUGGUGACCGUUGAGAAUUCCCUGCGCGAUGGCGGCGCGCAGAAGCAGCCGGGGCGGCCACAGCGCCACGGUCCCGUGGAACACCGCAAGCUAAUGCAGCGUUUCAAGCAGUUUCUAGCUCAAGAAGAGAAAUUCUGGACGCAGUUGGUCGUCCGUCUUCAACGCCAAUUCGAGCUCACAGAGGCCCGUGCGGCCCUCGUUCAGCUCGGUCUUCUUUCCUCAUCCGAUGAUCCGGCCACCGACGCAGGCAAUGUAGCAGAAGACGACGUGAGCACAGGAAGAAGUCAUUUUCGCUUUCCCCCCGAACCGCACGACCCCCAAUCACCACUUACACCCGCACGACAUGCGAGUCAUCUGACAACGCUGGCGAAGGCCCUUAUCUGUCUCGGCGACCUGGCGCGCUAUCGGGAGCAAUACAGUGAAGCGAACGGGCGGCCUCGUCCCGGGAACGAACAGGGGCAACGCCGCGGUGGUCGCAAUCGGCGACAGGCUGCUGAACAAACGAAGUCGCGUAAUUAUGACAAGGCAAGAAUGUGCUACGAGCGCGCGCGCGACCUGGUUCCAAACGAAGGCAAUGCUUCUCAUCAGCUCGCGAUCCUGGCAUCGUACCAGAAGGACACGUUUGAGAGUCUGGUUCACUAUUAUAGGGCUAUAUGCGUACAAGUGUCGUACGACCCUGCUGCUGAAAACAUGGGCAACGUACUCUCAAAGUUUCUGGAUGUGUGGCACACGAAACGAGGUAAGGCCAAGGCUUCUCCAGAAAACGAGAACGUCAGAGACCAGGCCCGUACGUUUAAGGAUGAUGUAGUACUCGUCCAUGCACUUUGGAGGCGGACACGCGAGCAGAUGGACACGAUUGCACCCGGGCGCGAUGAUCAACUGGUUGAAGAGUUCUCGACCCUAGUUUCAUCGCGCGCUCUUUCCAUUGACACGAUCCUGAAGGUCUUUGUGCUUGCGCAUGGCGCAUUGUGGAAGCAUCAAAUGGUGCACGCCGCCCUGCCCGUAUCAUCCAAACGCCCAAGCGAACCCAUCACCAUCGAAUCUCGCAUCCUCGCCCACAUCUUUGCUCUGCAUGCUGCCCUGCUCCAACGUGGCACCGCAGAGCUUGAAGAAUCGGCAAGGAUUGUAGAGGACGACCCGGCCAUGCGUAUCACUGCGACUUUCCGACGAAUGCUUCCCGCGCUACGCGUGGCGGGAAAGUGGCUGCGCGCGAAUCUAUCGUAUGUGCAGGAGCCACCGGCACCGAUUGCCCGUAUUCGCGAAUUCUGGGAUACGUACAACGGGUUCGCUACCAGCGUUGCGAGAGUAUUCCCACUGGAGGCAUUGCCAAGGUUGAGGCAACCCCUCGAAGAAGAUGUCGAGCUACGCGCGUAUCUCCCGCUGAAGGGGCUGCUUAGCGGUGAUGACCAAGACAUUGCCAACGCCGGACAAGAACCUGAUGUGAAAGAACGCUCGCCGGAACAAGUGCAUCCUAAUGAAGAGCAACUUAUGCGCGUCUGGGAUGUCUGGCACGACGCAAAAAUGCUGGCGGAUGCGAGAGGCACUCCGAUGGAGUCGUUUGAUCACACAUCAAGACAAGCUCAACGUGGGGAAGUCAAUGAUCAGAAUAUUACACACGUGUCGAAGGCCGUUGACGAGACUGAUUGGCGAGCGCUGUCUCCCGCGAAAAUCAAGACCGCUGUGAUCGAAGUGGAUGAGGAUGCAAGGACAGAGGCCACGGAUCCGGUCGGGGAUGUGUUCAGACAGGUUUUGAACGUUUCUGAAGCGCCCGAUGAUGAGGAAGGGGACGAGAUUGUGUGGGACCCUAGAGUUACUUCCCCGCCUUCCCAUACGGGUCCUCUAUCGAACAUGCCUACCCCUCAUGCCCAAGCCCACCCGAGCACAAGUCCAAUCAGCCCUAUCAGCCCCUUGAAACGAAAUGUCGAUAUCAGUCCUGUUUCUGCACCUCAUCUUUCCGUCAAAGGGGCCCCCGCCCAAAAUGCGAGUUCUGUUGCUACAAAUCCGCACAAGACAACAGCACAGGAUCUUCUCGAUAACGUCCUGGGCCGACGGAGACCUGCGCUGGGGAUAGACUUGGGGCCUCGCAACUUGGCGCAUCCGCUUCCUCCAUCUCAACAACCUUCAUACUCUCCUCAACAACCUCUGCACUCGCCCAUGGGACAGCAACAUUCCGCGCCACCUCCACCACUUCUGUUUGGCCCUACCACCCAUGGAGGGUAUGGAACCAGCCAAUCGAUUUGGGCAACCUCGCCAGAUGAGGAUUCGCUGCAAUAUCGUCAGCGCCAGCCGUCCGGCUCAUAUCCCUUCGUACUGCCGUUCGCGGAGAAUCCACCGGUUUCGCCUGGUUCAUGGCCAUCAUUUACUCAACCGCAGACGCCUCAGCCACCGGAGAUUCGCCCAUUACCAUCUGCUUCCUUCUCACAGACGCUCAUGCCGAACACUCAUCGGCGCGUGCCGAGUGCCUCUACGCAGAUGGAUCAUGGCUACGGAGUGUAUGAUCAACAAGAUCCUGUGUUUUAUAGCUCAAACUCGCAAAAUAUUCAGCCUAUCGGGUCCUUCGUCUCAUCGGUCGCCUCCACCGGUAUGAACAUCGCCCCACCCGGUCAUCCCAUGCUUGCCGAGGCUGUGGCUGCGUCUAGAUCGUCUUCAUCGUUGUAUAUACAGAACGUGCCUCAGAGCAGACACCGCACGUACGGCUCACUCGACGUGUCCAAGUAUGAGCAACAGAGGGUCGGGAGUAUAUGGGGCGGCGCGGGGUAGUCAAGCCAUCACUCCGUUCCGCUCAGGGACACUUUUUUCGACAAUCUCUGAGAGCCGAGCUAGCUCGGUCUCAUUCUUGCGCAUUGAACAACGCCCUGUCUUCGACAGUCACUCGUCCUUUCCCUUGCCUCGGUGUUUUCUGGCUGGGUGCUCUGUUUGAUCAUGCCAGUCGAUGGUCAGCACACUACGGCUCUGGACAACCGCACAUGUCGGGCCCCUGCGUUGCCGUUACCGUCGAGUCUCCGCCUCUAUGAUCAGGUACGAUGAAUGUGCACACGUACAUAUGCCAAUAACUAUUUUUUCCUAUUCGUUGUCGUUGCCCCUUGUAACUUUUACUCGUCUCGAUGAAGUAUUCGAUCAGGCAGAUCUGUCGUUAUAGCCUUGUAGCAUCCCGUCUUUAUGUUCGCGACCCAAUGUGGCUGCCGUUUUUGUUGCCUCCUGAAUGAACACCCUUUUAGACCGUUC